Molecule: messenger RNA, 1021 nt
Organism: Lotus japonicus
Lineage: Eukaryota; Viridiplantae; Streptophyta; Magnoliopsida; Fabales; Fabaceae
Product: endo-1,3;1,4-beta-D-glucanase-like
Exons: 4
Coding region: 562-912 (116 amino acids)
Molecular function (GO): hydrolase activity
Source: RefSeq, a predicted model, not a curated record
UCUUAACCUAUCUUAUCAAAAUCCACAUUUUUCAUUGUUUAAUAUUUUAAUUAUAGGAAUGCUACCAAUUAAAUAAUUAUAAACGUUCUUCUAUCUGGAAAGCUAGCUUUAGAACAUUCUCGGUUCAAAUUUAAGUGUUGCAUUUUUUUUCUUUCCCAAUUUCAAUUAAAAUAAUUUUCCCUUCAUUGAAUAAUAUUGCAAUUGUAAUCUUUUACUCUCAUUCUUCCAAAGUUUUAUAUUAUCAUCAAAUUCUUGGUUGUUUCUUUUAUUUUAUCUGUCACAAGUACAAAUGAGUAAUCAGUUUGACCGAACUUUGCCUUGCCCACCAAUAAGUUGGUCGUAAGAGAUGAUGCAUGUUUACAUUUUAGCAUUAUUAUUAUUCCUCUUCUUUUUCCUGAAUCACUGCUUUUGGUCUUUCUCCAACAUUGCACAAGCAACAAAGGCACCAAGUCUUAAAUCUUGUCUAACAUCUUAUUUUUUAUAUUUAGUUUCAGACACAAACAAACAUCCUGAAGAGUGAGAAAAUUAGGCCAUGUUCUGAACACAUUACAGAAGAAAAAUAUGUCAGGUCCUGAGUCCUGGGUAGGCCAUGUUGAAAAACUUGGUGGCCUAGACACCUAUGUUACUGGAUCCUCUUAUUCCAAGCUUGCCAUUCUUAUGGUUUCUGAAGUUUUUGACAAGGUUGCAGCUACAUGGUACUAUGUAGUGGUUCCUGAUUUUUUACACGGAGAUCCAUUUUCCUCAGAGGAUGCUACCAGGCUUCUACCUGUUUGGUUAAAAGAUCAUGAACCAAACAAAGCUUUUGAAGAUGCAAAACCAGUGAUUGAAGCUUUAAAAGAUAAAGGUGUUUUGGCCAUAGGGGCUGCCUCUUUUUGUUGGGGUGUUGUCCAUAUAUGGACCACAAUGAUAUGAGUGCAUAGCAAUAGCAAAGUGGAAUCUCCCAUUUCUUCACGUCAUCUCUCUCUCUCUCUCUGUUCCAAAAUUUGAUCCCCAAGAGCAGAGCUGUGAAGUGAAUUGCAGA